Molecule: messenger RNA, 3128 nt
Organism: Stegastes partitus (bicolor damselfish)
Lineage: Eukaryota; Metazoa; Chordata; Actinopteri; Pomacentridae
Product: MARVEL domain-containing protein 3
Exons: 4
Coding region: 70-939 (289 amino acids)
Cellular component (GO): membrane
Source: RefSeq, a predicted model, not a curated record
GAGAAUGAUUUACUGAUUCACUAAUGACAUUGUAGUCGGACUAAACAGCGUUUUCAUCGACCUCACAGUAUGAGCCAUCCGCCCCGUUCAAACCGGGGACACCGGGAGAGAAACGGAGACCACCGGCAGCCCCGCGAUGACCGGCGCUCAUCUCCUGACAGGUCCUCCUCCCGACCUCCAUACUAUCCUGAGGAAGCCGACUACCCUCCCAAGCAUGUGCGGGAGGUCCCUCGGGUGGAGCACCAUGAAUCCAAAUGCACCAAUGUAUGCUCCAGGAGAGGCAUCGUGCUGAUCUGCGCUGUGCUGACCAACGCCCUGGUUCUGAUCUGUGUGGUCGCAGCUCAGAUGGUCACAUCAGGCCUGUCCUCAGCUGCCGGGCUGGGCGGCUUCAACAUCAACUCCCAGUUCAACCUUCAGGGCACUGAGCUGCAGCAGGUACGAGAACUGGACAUGCAGUAUAGCCAGAUGAGGGCGCCUGGCAUCUACGGCGGUGUCUCCUUCAGCCUCACCUUUGGGGUCUUGUCGCUGUUGUUUGUGGUUGCCGGAACCAAACCUCCACACCUGAUGUCACGGAAGCUCCUAUUUGGAGCACUGGUGUUUCAGGCGGUGGGCGCAGUGGUCUAUGUGGUGGCUGUUGGCCUCUACCUGCACUUCGUGAUCAGGGUCAACUCCACUGAUGUGUGUAAGCAGCGGGAGAGGAUCUAUGCACGUAACGGCUACACCUGGAUGAACUGCGAUGUGAGUGGGGCGGAUGCAGCAGUGGCUCUGUUUGGGCUCAUCACUGCCAUCCUGUACACCGCUGGCACCGUGCUCACAGUCCAGACCAUCCGACGAGUGAAACACUAUCUGCAGGAGCGGAAACGUAGAGAGGCUGAGAGACAGCAGGCUCGACCCCGCAAUCAGAGAGCCCCACUGCGGGCUGACACCACCGCUGUGUGAGCGACUCAUGGGCAGGGACAUCGGCAGCCUUAGCUCGCUGCGUUUGUGUCAGACUUUGGUUUUCUGAUGUAAAGCUGGUUUACUUUUUACAGAUUACCUAUGCAAGGCUGACUUGCUCUGAAGCAGGCUCAGUUCAGAGAAUCGGGUCAAAAUGUGACAGACUACUGACCAGACAAGUCAUGAGAAAACUUAAUUCCUGCAUUGCCCUCUUGACAUGGACACCAAUACUGUUUUUACAAUUAAGGGACAUGUGUUUUUGUGCUACAUAGCCACUGAGAGGCCAGAUGAAUAUUUUUGUCCGUGCUACGUCCCAAAAUCGGAAGCUCAGACUCCCACGAGUGGUUGCUAAUAUAAAGAUUAAAACCUGUGGAGGCUUCUUAACAAAGUUCUCUGCACUGUUUCCUAAUUCCCUGUAGCUGUGAUCAUGACUAAAGCUGUGACACAUUUUUAAAGCUAUUCAUCCUCUGAAGAAAGAAGAUCUAAUGCAGAGAGUCUGGUUUUGUGGUGCUGUCUCUGCUGAUACUAACUCAGUAGGACCUCUCAAGAGCAACCACAGCUGCAUUAGACAUCUGUAGCCCACAUGAUACCCACAGCUUCAGUCCCAGCCGUGUACAGCUGUAGACAGAGUGGCUGCAAACUGGCAGAGCAGGAUCUUUUUCCAAUAAUUGGGGAAAUGCAAUAAAUAUUGCAAGGUAAUGCAAAAGUUUCCUAUGGUUCAGUACCAAGAUUAUUAUGUCAAAUAUAGCAGAAACAUUUUUGCACAAGUGUUUGUCUGCACUGGGAUAAAAACAGGACCUCUAUUACUGUUUAACACUAUAAUUAGUGAUGACUUUAGCUGCCUAUUAUUCAGCCCUGACAGUGUCGCUGUAGCAACUCAGGGUUUCAUGUGGCUGUGAAUAUUAAUGUUUUACACUCAUCGGUGAGAUGAAGAGUGGAAAUAAAAAGCAGACGCACAGCUGCUGUUUAUCACAAAGACAAAUCCACACACUAUUAAUCAGCUCAUGAAAUUAGAAAUGCAAUGUAAUGUUUUGGCCUUUUAUCUUUUAUACCAAUAACGUCUAUACUUUGACCUCACUAAGACAGUUUUUAUGUGUUAUAAAUUCCAGUCAUGUGUUAUCUUGUUUGUCCCUUUUUGUUCCUGCAGUAACCCCACAUAUGCCAAAGUAAACAUGAGUGGAGUUAACUGAACCAGUGCAUGAGCUCUGAUACUGGCCAUCCAGGAUCUUCAGUCUUAGCUUUAAUGAAGGACUGGAACUGUAUGUUUGUUGGUUGAGACGGAGUUAUGUAAAUGUUUUUUAUGGGUUAUUAAUGAAUGUUUUUGUAUCAAAGUUUGACUUAAUAUUGCAAAGUUUUAUCUACUCAAAUUAAAUGUAAUUCAAUUUAAAGACUGUUGUUUAUUUACAACUGCAGCCAGCAGGGGGAGUCAGGACACCACACAGCUCCUGUCCUGCUGAUGUGGUGGCCCUCUGUCUUCUCUGAAGUGGCUUCCUGCCAGCCAUGACAUCACCACUGUCACACAAUGGACCACACAUACACAAAGGACACAGCAGUGAUGUAACUGUUCAGUCAAGACUUAAUUACAAACAAAAGAAAUUCUCCAGAGUGAUGUAAUUACCCGACUUCUAAACUUACCAUUUCAGAUAACAAAGCAGUGAUUGUACCACAGCAGCACAAACAACGCGACAGGGCAAGUUUGUGGCUUGUUGUUGCACCGUUAAGCUUGUACAUUUUGCUUUUUAAGAUCGUACAGGGGCCACUUCCUGGAAAUUGACAAACACGUUGUGUGAUGCUUUUUUGAUUUCUUGUUACGAGGUUUGACAUGUCUAAGGUUUCUGCUGUAGACUUAAUGCAGUUUAAAAGAGAAAAUGGCAGAAACUAGUGAUUUCAGUUUUAUAUGUUCAUAUGACAGUAUUAUCAGCUAAAUCUGGAGCUCAAGUUGUUAUCUGAUUGACAGAAAAUUAAUAGGAUAACCAGUAUUCUCUUGUCCCAGUUUGUCAACUGCAAUGAGUUGUGGUUUUUCUUUCGUAAAUUUGACAGGAAACUUUACAUUUGAGUGUUUAAAGCUAAGAUCUUUUUCUUUGGUAGAAAAAGAUCAUGAAAAUAAUUAAUUUUAGUUCUAGAUGAAUGUGAUGAUUAAAUGAUUUGGUGCAUAAAGUGUGACAAAAUAAAAUAAAAUGCACAGAAACCUU